GCUAUUUAAAAGAGGGACGUUUUUGUACAAUGACAACCAUUCCAUUACGUUCGACAAUACAAACAUAUAAAAUAUAUAAAUAUUUGUAUAAAACCAACAGAAAAAGUAAUAGUCAUUCGUACAUGAAUUCGUUCUCGAUGACACGGUAAUCCAUGUCAGACAUUAAGCUAGAAGUAAGUUAUGAGGCAGAGCAAAAUGUGAAUUGUUUCAUCAAUCAUCUAUUUCCAAUAUAUAAUCUUCACAUUGUUCUUUUUUUUUUCUUUCAAAAAAUAUAAUGUUUGGUGUCGAUUCAUCCCGGCAGUGUAUUUUUAUUACUUGAGGUAUAUUCUACCUAUGAUGAAAACAAUCAUUUUCGUCCAGUAUUAUUUGUAUGUUUUCUAACCAUCCGCAUUUCCUUCGUAUCUCCAUUUCUGCAGCAAGAAGAGACGCAUAGUUUCAGGCACCGAUGCUCGGUUCUGUUUACCACUUAUUUGAUGUUCAUACCUGUGGGUUGAAUGAAAGAGUCGAUCCUACGCCAAUUCUUAAGGGUGUCGUUUCUGAGAAUAAAAUUCUGAAGAGUCAUUCCUUACACCAGUUACGGAGAGGAACUCGUCAUUUUUGUCUCUUGAUGCUGUUGUCUAUUUUCAAGUCUGAAACUCUCGAACCUAUUCACGAAAGUGGUUCCAAAGGCUCCAUUUGGAAUGAUGCUUAUAAUCAAGAGCAGCUAGAUCCUCUCAUGAUUGAUGCUGUCAGAAGACCGAUUUUGUUCUACUUUUAUGUCAUAAAAAGAGCAUCUGAUGUAUCAGCUUAGUUCAUUCGGGAUAUCCUUUUCUUUUGUCAUCGUCGCCGCUUCCUGGAACGAAGAAAACCUGCAUAUCAUUUCCUUCAUCUAAAUCUAUUUGUUUCUUUUCUUUUCAUGUUUCCAAACACUGCAAACGGAUCCGCAUACAUAAUUUUGGUCAAAGCCAUUUGAAAAAGAC
Messenger RNA from Schizosaccharomyces octosporus yFS286, 959 nucleotides. RefSeq lists its product as uncharacterized. The transcript has a single exon. The record is from RefSeq and is a predicted model, not a curated record. NCBI's taxonomy places the organism in Eukaryota, Fungi, Ascomycota, Schizosaccharomycetes, Schizosaccharomycetales, Schizosaccharomycetaceae. The coding region runs from base 446 to 790 and encodes 114 amino acids.